GGGUGGCGAAGCCCUGGUGGGACCCCUCAAUCCUGGGCGCUCCUUCCUGACAGCCACCCAGGGAAGCAGCGCUGCCAACCCGCCACGGCCUCCCUUUCCGCGGGCAAGGGAUGUGUGCCCGUGUGCGUGGUCUGCGCGCCGCCCUGGUUGUCCGUGUGCGGAUCCUUUUACCGCCUCCCUCUCCGGGGGUGGCCAGGGUCUGAGGAGCAUCCCGCCCGGCGGGAUCCACCCUGGCUAGCUGGGGCCGGUGAAAAUGAGUUCCUCAGUAAGAAGAAAAGGCAAGCCAGGCAAAGGAGGUGGAAAAGGGUCUUCUAGAGGAGGAAGAGGAGGCAGGAGUCACACUAGUAAAUCUCAUGGGGGUGGCAGCAGUGGUGGUGGCAGUGCUGGCAACAGAAAGGCCUCGAGUAGAAUUUGGGAUGACGGUGACGACUUUUGUAUCUUCAGUGAAUCGAGGCGCACGUUCAGACCUAGCAACAGUAGAAAAGGAGAGGCACGCCCCAAAUGGAAGCCCGAAGCCAAAAUGCCCCUUCAGACUCUGCAUAUGACUUCUGAGAAUCAAGAGAAAGUGAAAGCUCUUCUCCGAGACCUGCAAGAACAAGAUGCGGAUGCUGGAUCUGAAAGAGGCAUUUCUGGGGAAGAGGAAGAUGACGAGCCUGAUUGUGAUGAUGAACAGUACUGGCCUGCUGGCCGAGAAGCUUCCCUUGUUCCCGACUGUGACCCUUUGGAAUGUGCUGGCUCAGGCCGAGUGGAGCCUCCUAAUCCAGAAUUCACAGUCUCAACAUUUGCAGUGCAGAAACUUGCCAGGUAUGGGUUCAACCCUGAACGCUGUCAGGCAGCCCUGCGGAUCUGUGAUGGAGAUGUGGGGGCAUCGCUGGAACAUCUGCUCACACAGUGUUUUUCAGAGACAUUCGGGGAGAGGAUGAAGCUCUCUGAGGCGGUUGCCCAUGUGAGCGUGGAUGAGUGUGUGGAACAGCGGCAGGAAGAGGCAUUUGCUCUGAAGUCAAUCUGUGGAGAAAAAUUUAUCGAAAGAAUUCAGAACCGAGUCUGGACCAUUGGAUUGGAAUUGGAGUAUUUGACGAGUAAAUUCUGCAAAUCAAAGCAAAAGGAAAGCACCAAAAAUACACAGGAGACUUCACUUGAAAUCUGUAAAUUUUACCUCAAAGGAAAUUGUAAAUUUGGAUCAAGAUGCAAAUUCAAACAUGAAGUGCCCCCAAAUCAAAUUGUCGGAAGAGCAGAAAGAAUUGUAGAUGAUUCUCAUCUUAAUGCUCAUGAAGAUGCCUCUUUUUUAUAUGAACUUGAAAUUCGAUUUUCUAAAGACCACAAAUACCCCUAUCAAGCUCCCCUUGUGGCAUUUUAUUCCACCAAUGAGAAUCUACCUCUGGCUUGUCGUUUACAUAUCUCUGAGUUCCUUUAUGGCAAGGCCUUGACAUUUGCAGAAACUUCCGAACCUGUUGUAUAUUCUUUGAUAACCCUUUUAGAGGAAGAAUCAGAAAUAGUCAAUUUACUAACAAACACCCAUCACAAAUACAGUGUCCCUCCUGUGAACUUUCCACCAGUAUCGUCUGGGACCAGAAUAAAUAAUCCUGUCUGUCGUAAACCAGUGAUCCCAAACAAUUCUUUCGCUCCAAAUCAGACUCCUGAAGAGAGUGACUCUCCCCCUUUGCUAAAGAAAGGGCUCCAUAUGGAAAAUGUUUCCUUUUAUCCCCUGCAAGUUGAAAAAGAAUCAGAACCUGAGGAGGAUUCAGAGGAGGAUGAAGGUCCUGCACCAGUUAUAGUGGAGAAUGAGAGCUAUGUGAACCUUAAGAAAAAGAUUUCCAGAAGAUAUGACUGGCAGGCAAAAUCAGUACAUGCUGAAAAUGCUAAACUCUGCAAGCAGUUCCGAAUCAAACAGGCUUCCAGACAGUUCCAGGCAAUUCUGCAAGAAAGACAAUCGCUCCCUGCUUGGGAAGAAAAAGAAACCAUUCUUAAAUUGUUGAGCGAUCACCAAGUGCUUGUUAUAAGUGGUAUGACUGGAUGUGGAAAAACCACACAGAUUCCUCAGUUUAUUCUGGAUGAUUCUCUGAAUGGACCACCUGAGAAGGUGGCCAAUAUCAUCUGUACGCAACCCAGACGAAUCUCGGCAAUAUCUGUUGCUGAACGUGUUGCUAAAGAAAGGACAGAAAGAGUGGGUCUGACUGUGGGGUACCAGAUCCGGCUGGAAAGUGUCAAGUCCUCAGCCACCAGACUGUUGUACUGCACCACAGGCGUGCUGCUGAGAAGGCUGGAGGGAGACACAGCUCUACAAGGAAUCACCCAUAUCAUUGUUGAUGAAGUUCAUGAGAGGACAGAAGAAAGUGACUUCUUGCUGCUCGUCUUGAAGGACAUUUUGUUGCAGAGACCAACUCUUCAAGUUAUUCUAAUGAGUGCAACUUUAAAUGCUGAGCUCUUUUCAGAAUAUUUCAGUUCCUGCCCAAUUAUUACUAUCCCAGGUCGUACAUUUCCUGUUGAUCAGUUUUUUCUGGAAGAUGCAAUUGCUGUGACAAGGUACGUGCUGCAGGAUGGGAGCCCUUAUCUGCGCUCCAUGAAACAGAUGUCAAAGGAGAAGCUUAAAGCGAGGCGCAGCAGAACUGCGUUUGAAGAAGUAGAGGAAGACCUGAGGCUCUCCCUUCACCUCCAGCACCAGGAUUCUGUCAGAGAUGCAGUGCCAGACCAACAGUUGGAUUUCAAGCAGCUCCUGGCCCGCUAUAAAGGGGUUAGCAAAUCAGUCAUCAAAACUAUGUCCAUCAUGGAUUUCGAAAAGGUUAAUCUGGAAUUAAUAGAGGCCUUGUUAGAGUGGAUCGUGGAUGGAAAGCACUCCUACCCUCCAGGGGCUAUACUUGUAUUUUUACCGGGACUAGCAGAAAUCAAAAUGCUAUAUGAACAGCUACAGUCCAAUUCUCUUUUCAACAACAGACGCAGUAAUCGAUGCGUGGUUCACCCACUUCAUUCAUCUUUAUCCAGUGAAGAGCAGCAGGCUGUGUUUGUAAAACCCCCUGUGGGUGUAACUAAGAUUAUAAUUUCUACCAACAUUGCUGAGACAUCCAUAACCAUUGAUGAUGUUGUCUAUGUCAUCGAUUCUGGGAAAAUGAAAGAAAAGAGAUAUGAUGCCAGCAAAGGGAUGGAAAGCCUAGAGGAUACUUUUGUCUCUCAAGCCAAUGCUCUGCAAAGAAAAGGUCGAGCGGGCCGUGUUGCCUCUGGGGUCUGCUUCCAUUUAUUUACCAGCCAUCACUUCAAUCACCAGCUCUUAAAGCAGCAGCUACCAGAAAUACAAAGAGUGCCAUUGGAACAGCUGUGUCUGAGAAUUAAAAUUUUAGAGAUGUUUAGCACUCACAGUCUCCAGUCUGUUUUCUCUCGGCUCAUUGAGCCGCCGCACCCAGAUUCUCUCCGUGCCUCAAAAAUACGAUUACGAGACUUAGGAGCGUUAACUCCAGAUGAAAAGCUGACCCCUCUAGGGUAUCACCUGGCCUCCCUGCCGGUGGACGUGAGAAUCGGCAAACUGAUGCUGUUUGGGUCUAUCUUCCGCUGCUUGGAUCCUGCCCUCACCAUUGCCGCCAGCUUGGCUUUUAAGUCUCCUUUUGUGUCUCCCUGGGAUAAAAAAGAGGAAGCUAACCAGAAAAAGCUAGAAUUUGCAUUUUCCAACAGUGAUUAUCUGGCCCUUCUGCGAGCAUAUAAAGGAUGGCAGCUAAGUACAAAAGAAGGCAUGCGUGCAAGUUACAAUUACUGCAGACAGAACUUCCUGUCCGGAAGAGUUCUUCAGGAAAUGGCCAGCCUCAAACGACAAUUCACUGAACUGUUAUCAGACAUCGGCUUUGUAAAGGAGGGACUCAGAGCAAGGGAAAUUGAGAAAAGGGCCCAAGCAGGAGACGGUAUCUUGGAUGCCACAGGCGAAGAGGCAAACUCAAAUGCUGAGAACCCCAAGCUGAUAUCAGCAAUGCUGUGUGCUGCUCUUUAUCCAAAUGUAGUGCAGGUGAAAAGCCCAGAAGGGAAAUUUCACAAGACCAGUACCGGAGCUGUCAGAAUGCAACCAAAAUCAGAGGAGCUGAAGUUUGUCACCAAGAACGAUGGAUAUGUGCACAUUCACCCUUCCUCGGUGAACUAUCAGGUCAGACACUUUGACAGCCCCUACCUGGUGUACCACGAAAAGAUCAGAACCAGUCGGGUGUUCAUCCGAGACUGCAGCAUGGUGUCCGUGUACCCGCUGGUCUUGUUCGGGGGAGGCCAGGUGAGCGUGCAGCUUCAGAGAGGAGCGUUUGUCGUGUCCCUGGAUGAUGGCUGGAUCCGUUUCGCGGCUGCCUCCCAUCAGGUGGCCGAAUUAGUAAAGGAACUUCGUUGUGAACUUGACCAGCUCCUCCAGGAUAAGAUAAAAAACCCGAGCACAGAUCUGUGUACGUGUCCUCGAGGAUCCCGCAUCAUCAGCAUGAUUGUGAAACUUGUCACCACACAAUAAAGACCUGCCUCGGGAGAGCGCCUGCCCCGCCCCUUGUGCUCCCCUGGGAAAUAACGGCAGCACCUCCACCUCCAGCCAAGCCCUGAGGCGCCGCGCACGAGGGAAGCCUCCCAGACCCCCAGACCGGCAGGGGGCGCUCCCAGCACAAUUUGGAGUGUGGGUGUGAGGCGGUCGAAAAACCAGCUUUGCCUGUCUUUUUCUCUGGGACUGUCCUGGAAUGAAGGAAAUUCACCCAGUAACACAAAAGUGAAUGUUUAAUACAAUUCUGUUUUAUUCUAUGUAUUUUUUUUCUCCUGCUUUUUACUAGGGUGAGGGAGGAGCAUGAGGAGAAAUACUGAAUGUUUUUUCUAUCAUAACGGCUCAUCUGAAAGAAGUUAGAACGGAAAAAGGACAAAAAAAAAAUCAUGUGAGCAAGAAAAAUUAAAAUUUCAUUUUAGGCUCUUGGCUACAAAGCAAACUUGACUUGUGAGGGAUUUUUACUUUUACUCAUUAAAGGUCAACCGAAAAAAACAAACUUAAA
Messenger RNA from Panthera uncia (snow leopard), 4985 nucleotides. It is a transcript of the gene DHX57, whose product is annotated as DExH-box helicase 57. The transcript has 24 exons. Bases 254 to 4465 code for a protein of 1403 amino acids. Gene Ontology annotation, cellular component: intracellular anatomical structure. The record is from RefSeq and is a predicted model, not a curated record. Gene Ontology annotation, molecular function: RNA binding; protein binding; ATP binding. NCBI's taxonomy places the organism in Eukaryota, Metazoa, Chordata, Mammalia, Carnivora, Felidae.